Annulohypoxylon maeteangense is the source of this 2381-nucleotide messenger RNA. Its product is annotated as subtilisin-like protein. Lineage: Eukaryota; Fungi; Ascomycota; Sordariomycetes; Xylariales; Hypoxylaceae. The transcript is spliced from 3 exons. Bases 679 to 1950 code for a protein of 423 amino acids. The record is from RefSeq and is a predicted model, not a curated record. Gene Ontology annotation, molecular function: serine-type endopeptidase activity. Gene Ontology annotation, biological process: proteolysis.
AAACAAGCAUCUCAAAUAGUAACCUUCCAAGCAAAUUCUCGUAGCUUCCUACACAAUGCACAUGUUAGGUACUGACAAGAAAUCUACUAGGCAUCUAGGUAGCUGGCAACCCCAUGCUUAAGGGGCAGGAUCUUGAUGGGGCCUACUACGUACCUACCUACCUAGUAACCAUCCUGAUAGUCCUUUAAGAAAAGAUUUGUUCCUCGUCCUUUUAAUACCAUCCGUUUUCCUACCUUGUUAUUUUUCUCUCUAAGCGGCCCUUCUCUGUUCAUUUUUUUCCCCUUCUUCUCUUCGUCGUCACUUAGGUACCGAUUUUUUUUUUCUCUUUAAAGAGAUAGGACAUAGAGUGGACUCUUGAGGUGCAAAUUUCUCGUCUUUGUUACUCGAGCUCAACAUACCUCCAUCCUCGUUUCCUACUAUUCUAUUCCACAUCAUUCACUUAAACCAUUAUUUUCAACCCAUCAUCGAAUCAGUGAUUCGACUGGUCUUUCUUUCACUACACCGGACUGCCCACCAUUACAGAAAUAUAUUUACUGCCGGGUGCACGUUACCUGGUUUCGUUUCUUCGAUAUAUUUAUCUGGACAUAGUAUUCGAUUCGUGGUCAUCGACUACUUCUUUCUUUUAAACUACCCUCGACCUGUCUGGUACAAAAGGGGGAUAUAUCAUAAACCUUCAACAUGGCACCAAGUCUCUCCACCGUCUUCACUUCUCUACUGGCCCUCGCGCCACUGGGUACCUUCGCUCACCCUAUGAAUGUAUGGCGACCAACUGCAGAGGCCGGGACGUCGCUGGGUGUUUUCGUUAGCAAUCCGGAUUCAACGGGCAUAGUUCCCAACUCAUACAUCGUGGUCUAUCAAAAGAACUCUACCGACGAUGAAGUACAGGCGCACCAAGCAUCUGUCAAGGUGGCUGUCAAGAAGCGUAACUUGGGCAAGCGAGGGUUGGUUGGUCAGCUACUCUCGACAAAAGUUCGUACGUUUGCCAUGUCAGGCUGGCGGGCCAUGGCUUUGGAAUCUGACGACCUGAUGAUGAACGAGAUCAACAACAUGGCUAUGGUUAAGUAUGUUGAAGCAAACACAUAUGUCCAAGCAUUAGCCCUCAAGAACCAGAUUAAUGCGCCUACGGGCCUGGUUCGGUUAAGCCACGCUGACGCUGGGGGUUCGGGUUACAUCUUCGACGACUCUGCCGGGACUGGCAUCACGGCGUACAUUGUUGACACGGGUAUCAUGGUCACUCACGAGGACUUCCAGGGACGCGCCGUAAUGGGUUUCAAUGCUGUCGAGAAAGAAAAGGCUACGGAUCUAAACGGUCACGGCUCCCACGUCUCAGGCACAAUCGGUGGUGCGACUUUUGGAGUGGCCAAGAACGUGAAGUUGGUUGGUGUUAAGGUCUUGGAUGCUAAUGGAGGUGGCACGAAUGCCGAUGUGAUCGACGGUCUCAAUUUCGUCGCAUCUAACGCUACGAAGGGGAAGUCAGUGAUGAACAUGUCGCUUGGCGGUACCAGAUCCCAAGCCGUCAACGACGCUAUCGAACGUCUCUUUUCGAACGGAGUCGUCCCCGUCGUUGCUGCAGGAAACGAAGCUCAGGAUGCCGCCAAUGUCUCACCAGCAAGCAGCCCCAACGCUAUUACUGUAGGCGCUAUCGACCAGACUAGCGACAGGCGCGCAAGCUUCAGCAACUUCGGCGCGGUCGUCGACGUAUAUGCCCCUGGCGUGAACGUUCAGAGUGUCGGUAUUGCGAAUAACACCGCAAGCCAGGUUUUAAGCGGUACAUCCAUGGCAUCACCGCAUAUCGCUGGCCUCGCUGCGUACCUCAUGUCUCUCGAGAACAUCACCAACGCCACGGCAGUUUCGGAUCGUAUCAAGGCACUAGGUAGUGCUUCGGGAGCAACCGUCCUACGAAAUGCCCGAGGCACAACCAAUGUCAUAGCCAACAACGGCAACCUAUGAACAUUUGCGUACUGGCAUGAUCAUCCGAUAUUAAAUUACGAUCUCUUUGUUGGCUGAUUAAGGAUUGCGCGAUUUUCGUCACCGUUGGCCAUAUCAUCAUCGUCAUCGAAUUGGCACGAAGCAUCAUAUUCAAUAUUCAAUAUUCAAUAGCGAAGUCAGAGAAAAGCGAGGAUCGGUCCUUGACCAUUGAUAUACAUAUUUAGGUACUUCUGAUAGGGAUGAUCAUGAGUACGGAUAGCGAGUUAUCUGUUUUCAUAUAGACGAGUGGCUAUGCAUUACAGAGAUGACGAAGAAAGAAGACAUGUGUAUUAGACUUCAUUUUCGUGGUCAACAGGCGAACUAGCGGGUUGCGCAUUCUUAUUACACAGUCGUGUAUAUUUUUGAGGAGGUAGGAUAUGUCUACCAAGUAUAUAUUAAAUUCAUCAAUACCG